UAUGUCUAAUUCUAUUAGUACUUCAAGAUUUACUUGCAUUCUUUGUACGCGUUCACGAUCUUAUAAAACUCAAUGUGGUCUUCAACGUCAUGAAACAAUAAAACACAAAGAAUAUAAUAUACUUCCUUCUCAUAUAUUACCAUUACCUAACUAUGAGCUUGAUUAUAUUAAAAAAGUUAUGGUCUGGGAAAUUCAGAAGCGUCUAAAAAAGCAUCAUCGUACUGUUGGAAAUCAAGUUUUUUCUUUACAUUGUAGUGAAAAUGCCUUUGUAGAAAUAUUUGGUAAAUAUCUUACACGAUAUUCUCUAUGUGGAGAACGAGAUUAUGGUAACGGUCAACUUAGUUGGGUUAAAUUAGUAGACGAAAUGAAUU
This is a messenger RNA of Racocetra persica, 371 nucleotides long. Lineage: Eukaryota; Fungi; Glomeromycota; Glomeromycetes; Diversisporales; Gigasporaceae. The record is from the annotation of a GenBank genome assembly.